GGUAAUCGGAAAUACAACCCUUAGUCAGAAACAUAUGUACACAACACCUAUCUGAAAAGUAUUAAUACAAUAUUUUUGGAAAGUUGUUUUGAUUGGCUUUAACUUAAUCGGCAUUGCAGUAGCAGCUGAAUAUACAAAAAACCAACAAAAUCAGUUGAGAUGGGAAGCAUCGAAAAGGCGUGUAUAUCUGGAUUCCUGUGCCGACUAUGUUCCGAAAUGCAUCGAACAGUAAUACAUAUUUAUAGUGAUCAUGGCCAACGUUUGUGUCUUGUAGAGAAAAUCAACGGCUACCUACCAAUAACAAUUUCUCCGACUGAUCCCUUGCCUAAGACCAUAUGUAAAACGUGUCUACACCGAGUGGAACAGCAUUAUUCGUUACUUAUGCGACUGACACGAAUGCGGGAAGAGCGCAAAUUUAAGUCAAUCGAGUGCAAGCCUCGAAGAGAAGUAAUUUUUCAGAGAAAUCCCUCGAUAUCCAGCGUGGAAUCGGAAGAGGAAGUGAUAAAUCAACCCUCGAUUCACGAAUUAUUAGAUGAUGAUGAACAAGGAGCACGAAGCAACGAGACCGGAAGAACCGUAUCCGAAACUGUUCAACAACAGACCCAGGAAUCCCAAUCCCCCAAGUCAGCAGAGACUGUAGUGCCCACACCAAACAGCAGAGAAAGCCACGAUGAUAGUGGUGCUGGCCCCAGCAAUAGAGAUCCAAUAGAGACUGGCUCCUCCACAGGCGUAGGUAGCACCACCCAGCAGAGAACCCAUUUAGAUUAAGGACUGCUAACCUCACUCUGGUCGGUGGAACUAUAUAUACGAGUACUUGACUAUGUAUAUAUAGACGCGUUUGUGUGUACGUACGUUUAGAUUGGAAUAAAAUAAGCAUUUUA
This is a messenger RNA of Drosophila eugracilis, 881 nucleotides long. RefSeq lists its product as uncharacterized. The record is from RefSeq and is a predicted model, not a curated record. The coding region runs from base 160 to 768 and encodes 202 amino acids. The transcript has 4 exons. Gene Ontology annotation, molecular function: zinc ion binding. NCBI's taxonomy places the organism in Eukaryota, Metazoa, Arthropoda, Insecta, Diptera, Drosophilidae. Gene Ontology annotation, cellular component: nucleus.